AUGGCGGUUUUCUCCUCCUUUAAUGAUCAUUCACAUAGUAUUGUAGCACAUGUUGCUGACAUUACACCUCAUCUGUCACUGGCAGCAGCUUGGGUUGUGCAGCUCUUCAAGCACGUUCUGCGAAGAGAAACAACGAUGACCAAUGCGGUUAACCGUGAAUCGAACCUAUUGAACACGAAAGGACGACCAUUUGGCAAACAUCUGGAAUCACUUGACGUGAUAAACGGAUCGCGAGUUAAACUACCUUGUCAAAUUGGUUUGAAACUAAGCAACACGGACUUCGCCAACAUAUCGUGGGUGAAAAUGCCUCGACGAAUUCUCACUCGCGGAGUUCUGCGUGUCACUCGCAACAGUCGGAUUCAUCUGAUGCCUCGCUCGACGGACAGCUCAACAGAAUUCCCACUUUUCAUCAAUUCAGUUAGAGAACAGGAUGCCGGAGAAUAUCGGUGCAUUUUUCAGUAUGGUGCUCUGUUGCAUCACAAAACAGUCAUUUUGGUCAUAAAAAUCCCACCUCGCCUUGAGGAACGACCGCCUUCUCUGCUUGAAGCCGACGAAGGAAGCAACCUGCGUCUAUAUUGCAAUGCUUCUGGCUCUCCACCACCGAAGAUACGGUGGUGGGUAAUGCUUGACUCAAGCACCGACAGUAAACCUGGGUCAACUUUAACCUCCUGGGACGAAUCAGAUGCCUAUGGUUGGGCUCCAUUUGAAACUGUAAAUGAAACACAAGAAAUCCCAUAUUCCGGACGAGGAAGUUUGAGGCCGAUUGAGACAGUAUUAUCCCCGUUCAAUAACAAUUUAUUUGUACGUGGCGGACUCCUCGUAAUCUCCUUACUUCGACGACAUAUGUCUGGGUGGUAUUUUUGUGAGGCCCGCAACGAUAUUCCACCGCCUGCCAUCAGUGAAUCUCGCCUUUAUGUCAGAUAUCGACCUGAAGUUCGGAUAUCAAAAAGAAAAAUACAACAGAAUUUGGGCGAAAGCAGCGUAAUUGGAUGUAUAGUUGAAGCUUAUCCACUGGGUGUUGUCGAGUGGUAUCUGAACGGAGUUCCAAUUCACACACCGUCUUGUGAGGUGGGGAAAAUCAUGCACAUCAAAUUUUGCCAAAAAUUGCACAACACUGAUGGUGAGGGCGGAAUAGCUCUCGUUAAGCUGCGGCAGCAGGCGCCACUUUCGAAUUUUCGGCCACCAUCCGAAAUAGACUUGCAGCAAACACUGAAUGCACAAUUGUUGGUAACAAAUAUCACACAUUCUGAUUUGGGUUUAUACACAUGUCGAAUGGAAACGGCUUCCGGAGUCGGCGAAGGUUAUACGUGGCUAGAAGCAAAACGUCGCUUUCAAGCUCAUCAGUUGGCGACAACUCGAGACGGUCCAAAACCGACGUUUCUACUGAAAGCAAAUGAUACAAGGCUCACAGUGAGAUCAAGCGCUUUUGCGCAGCAGUUACAAACUAACGGAGCAUUAUUAUUUGAUAUCAUUUGCACCAUCAGAUGGCUUCUAAUAACAUGCACUCUCCUUCUGUAA
Molecule: messenger RNA, 1518 nt
Organism: Dicrocoelium dendriticum
Lineage: Eukaryota; Metazoa; Platyhelminthes; Trematoda; Plagiorchiida; Dicrocoeliidae
Source: the annotation of a GenBank genome assembly